UAAAGGCUCCUCUUCCACACUUCCUGCACUCUUUUAGAACAGGUGGCAGAAGGGGACAUCUCUCGCCUGCGCUGGGCUCCCUAACCCCCUCGUGCGACCCUAGUUUUGUCUCCGCCGGCUGUAACACUCCGACUGUGUCCAGCUUGGCUGGCCUAUUAUUGUUUUGUUAUUAUUAUUUAAAAGAAAACAGGAAACACACCAGGAUGGCUGACAUGAAGAGCUGGACUCUCACAUUGGCUUUGUUUACAUGUGUCGCUUUUCUGGUCACUACUGAGGCCCAACAUGCACCUGGCUUCUGCGUCUUCUACGAGGAGUGCGGGAGAAACCCGUCCGUGGAGUCCCCGCUGAUUGACCCCAUCAUCCCCUGCACGGACUACAGCCCGGCCCGCAAACUGACGGGCGCCCACUACGCGAAACUGAAACAGGUGUGCCCCAUGCUGGACAAAGGUGUGGGGAAGACCACCGCCUGCUGCUCCAUGAACCAGCUCGAGUCGUUACGGAAGAGCUUACAGCUGUCCAAGGCGGUGCUGAACCGCUGCCCGUCCUGUGCGGACAACUUCGCCCACAUCCACUGCAUCAACACCUGCAGCCCCGACCAGAGCCAGGUGGUCAACGUCACGGAGACGAUGAACAUGACGGUCACCACGACGCCUGCCCCCGGCGUCAACGGCUCGGCGGUGAACGAGACGCGGGAGGUGGUGCUGGGCUACCAGUCGUACAUAUCCAACACGUUCGCCGAGGCCGCCUUCCAGUCUUGCAAGAACGUGCGCAUCCCGGCCACCGGCGGCUACGCCAUCGCUACCAUGUGCGGCCGCUACGGUUCGGCCCUCUGCACGGCGCAACGCUGGUACGACUUCCAGGGGGACUCCAGCAACGGGCUGGCGCCGCUCAAAGUCGAGUUCAACCUGGUGCCCGAGGGCCAGCCGGCGCCGCCGGGCAUAGUGGUGUACGAUGGCCGGGCGCUCGGCUGCAACGAGAACACGACGACCGGCGGCAAGGCCUGCUCGUGCCAGGACUGCAAGGAGUCCUGCCCGGCUUUGCCCGCGCCGCCCGAGCCCGCCAAGCCCUUCACCAUCGGGCAGCUGGACGGCGUGCUGGUCGUCUGCCUCAUCGUCUUCAGCUGUCUCUCCGCCGUCUUCCUGGGCUUCUUGAUCUUCAAGUGCUGGAGGCAGCACGCAAAGGAGAGCAGGAAGGACUCGGAGAAGGGAGCCCACAAGAAAGAUCGAAACGGCAACACAGUGAGCGAGGCGCACCCCAUCAUCGAGCCCGGGGACGUGUCGUGCACAGACAAGAACAGUUUGCUCGUCCAGGAGUUCCUGGGCUCCUUCUUCCGGGCCUGGGGCACGAUGAUGGCCGAAAACCCCCUCAAGGUGCUCCUGGCGUGCCUGGUCUUGGUGGUGGUGUUCGCCGCCGGGAUGUACAAGAUCGAGCUGACCACUGACCCCGUGCAGCUGUGGUCGUCGCCCACGAGCCGCGCCCGCCGCGAAAAGGACUUCCACGACAAACACUUCGACCCCUUCUUCCGCACCAACCAGCUCAUCCUGACUGCGCCUCAACGCUCCGGUCAUACCUAUGACUCGCUGGUCUUUGGAAUGCAGAACUUCAGCGGAAUUCUCUCUAAAGACCUCAUCGAGCAGGUCCUGGAGCUCCAGCAGAGGAUCCAGGCCAUAGAGUUCUUCUCGGAGGACCUCCAGCGCAACGUGAGCCUGAAGGACGUCUGCUUCGCCCCGCUGAACCCCAGCAACCCCAGCCUCACCGACUGUGCCGUCAACAGCCUGCCCCAGUACUUCCAGAACAGCGUGGAGAACCUGGACGCUAAGGCCAACAUGACACAGCUGGGCGUGACCAAGGAGGUGGACUGGAGGGAUCACUUCAUUUACUGCGUGAACUCUCCCUUGUCCUUCAAAGACAUCACUGCUUUGGGGAUGAGCUGCAUGGCAGACUACGGAGGCCCAGUCUUCCCCUUCCUGGCUGUGGGGGGGUAUGAAGGUCAGGACUUUACUCAAGCCGAAGCCUUGAUCGUGACAUUUUCUCUGAACAACUACCCUCGGGACGACCCCAAGUUUAACGUGGUGCUUGAAUGGGAGCAACGCUUCUUGGACAUCAUCCAGGCUUACCAGAUCAACCCCAACGUUAACUUCACCUUCGCUUACAUGGCUGAACGGUCCCUGGAGGACGAGAUCAACAGGACCACGGCGGAGGACAUCCCCAUCUUCAUGAUCAGCUACGCCGUCAUCUUCCUCUACAUCGCUCUGGCCCUGGGGGAUUACUCCUCCUGCAAACGCAUACUGGUGGACUCUAAGCUGCUGGUGGGGCUGGGUGGGAUCCUGGUGGUGGGCUGCUCCGUGCUGUCCUCCAUGGGCUUCUACGCCUGGAUCGGCGUGCCCUCCUCCCUGGUCAUCCUGCAGGUGGUGCCCUUCCUGGUGCUGGCCGUGGGCGCCGACAACAUCUUCAUCCUGGUCUUGGAGUAUCAGAGGGACACGCGGCAGGUGGGCGAGUCGAGACAGAAGCAGAUCGGCCGCGUCCUGGGGAACGUGGCUCCCAGCAUGCUCCUGUGCAGCCUCUCCGAGUCCAUCUGCUUCUUCAUGGGUGCUUUGAGCACGAUGCCCGCGGUCAGGUCGUUCGCCCUAUACGCCGCGCUGGCAGUCCUCAUGGACUUCAUGCUGCAGAUGACCGCGUUCGUGGCUCUGCUCUCGCUGGACGCCCGUCGCCAGGAUGCGUCGCACUGCGAGGUGGCCUGCUGCAUCACCGUGUCCGAGCCGCGGCCUAAGAAGCCCAACCAGGGCAUCCUGCUCCCCCUCAUGAAGAAGUACUACGCCCCUGCGCUGCUGCACCCGGUCACCAGGAUAGUGGUGAUGGUGGUGUUCUUGUUUAUGUUCUGCGCCAGUAUAUUCCUCAUGUUCCAUGUGAAAGUGGGCCUUGACCAAGAGCUGUCCAUGCCAACGAACUCCUACAUGCUGGAAUACUUCAAAUACCUGUACAAGUACCUGGAGGUCGGCGUGCCAACGUACUUUGUGACGACAAAGGGGUUCAACUUCACCAGUAAAACGGGCAUGAACGCCGUGUGCUCGAGUGUGGGCUGCGAUCCUUUCUCCAUGACUCAGAAGAUCCAGUAUGCCACAGAGUUUCCUGACAGAUCCUACCUCGCCAUCCCAGCAUCCUCGUGGGUGGAUGACUUCAUUGAUUGGCUCAAUCCUGGUUCUAAAUGUUGUCGUCUCUACACCAGUGGACCUAACAAAAACAAAUUCUGUCCGGCUUCAGAGACUCAGGACAUCUGCAAGCGCAAGUGUAUUUUGUUCCCACCACUCGACGGCGUGCUAAGACCCACAGUGAGCCAGUUCGACCGAUACCUGCCCGACUUCCUCAACAACCGGCCUGACCUACAGUGCCCCAAAGGCGGGUUGGGAGCGUAUGACAAAGCAGUGGUCAGAGACGCCGAUGGAGAAAUCAUAGCAACUCGGUUUAUGGCGUACCACACCACGGUGACCAACUCCCAGGAGUUCACAGCAUCGCUGGAGAGAGCGCGAGAGCUCGCCCUCAACAUCACCAACACCAUGCGCCAAAUACCCGGCACGUCGCCCGACUUUGAGGUCUUCCCUUACACGGUGACAUACGUGUUCUACGAGCAGUACCUGACCAUCGUGUCCGAGGGCCUGUUCAACAUCUCGCUGUGCCUGCUGCCCACCUUCGUGGUGUGCUGCAUCCUGCUGGGGCUGGACCUGCGCUCGGGCCUGCUCAACCUGCUCACCAUCGUCAUGAUCACCGUGGACACCGUGGGCGUCAUGACGCUGUGGGGCAUCGACUUCAACGCAGUGUCACUCAUCAACCUGGUCACGGCCGUGGGCAUCUCAGUGGAGUUCGUCUCUCACCUGACGCGCUCCUUCGCCCUCAGCAUCCGGCCCACGCACGUGGAGAGGGCCAAGGAGGCCACCGCCAACAUGGGCAGCGCUGUGUUUGCCGGUGUUGCCAUGACCAACCUGCCGGGGAUCGUGGUGCUGGCGUUUGCCAAGGCUCAGCUCAUCCAGAUCUUCUUCUUCAGGCUCAACCUCGUCAUCACCCUCCUGGGGCUGGUGCAUGGCCUCAUAUUUCUGCCUGUACUCCUCAGUUUCUUUGGGCCUGGUGUGAACAAGGCAGUGUUGCUGCAGCUCCAGACCAAGAAAGCCAUGGAAAUGGAGGAAUACAACAGCAAGAUGCACGAGAACAUGGGCUACGUGGAGGACCACGACAAAACCAACCACACACAGACCUCCUGGCAGCCAGACACCACAACAGAGCCAGAACAGGAGCCUAACGACAACAAGACCAAGCUUUAAAUGGACAACUCUGCUACUCCCCUUCUUCCCCAAUCCUCCAGCUGGGGUCCCCAGUCACAUAUACCUCCAUACUCUCCAUUGACUGGGCCUGCUCAUGGAAGCGAGAAGGAGAGAAGGGUCUGUGUGUGUGUGUGUGUGUGUGUGUGUGUGUGUGUGUGUGUGUGUGUGUGUGUGUUAGUGUGUGUAUGGUAACGAAUGACUGAGGCCAAACACACACCUGUGCAAUAAAAGUAUCUGAAUCACUAUUGAAGCCUGGACCCUGGGCUGAAGGUCCCAGCUUUUAUCACUUCCCUGUGUCAAGCCACUCACAGUUUAUCGGCUGCAGGCACACCGGCAGCAGACUUAGGACUUACCACAGGAGUGCACUUCACUAAUAAUGUGGAGUCUGGUGAGAUGACCAACACAGAAACGGACUAACUCAGCCACUUUUGGACAGCAAAAUUAGCUUCCUUCCGUGAAAGCUGCCAGCACAGUCACAGUGUCAUAGCAGUUACAUGACCAGAGGCCAGACAGCCUGGUAUCCGUAGGGGUAAAGGCUACUUCAGUGUUGUCGGUCUGUUCUGCUGAUCUUGCCUCGAGUCUGAUAGUACCCUGUCACUAGAUGGCAGCAGUGAGACUAAGCUAUGAAUGAAGCACUGGAAUGAGCAAAUUCAGAGCUAAACAGCUCAUGUGUAAAAUGAGAGAAGAAAUGCAUUAAAUAUAGGUAGAGAUUCGUAUAUAUUCAGUCUGUCAUUUGUAAAUUUGAUGUACAUGUUUAUUUAACUUAAUUUUUUUAUUGUGUACUAAUGUGCAUGUAAUGUAUCAUGUGGUUCCACUACAAAUAUGAGGAGCUGAACUUGCACUCUGAAAUGUCCAUGCAGCACUUGACAUGGACAUAGCACUUUCCAUCCUUGAGUUCUCUGUUGUGGCAUUUCAGAUGUUAUGGACAGAGAAAGCUUUCAGUGGUGAGGCGAGUGUUUAAGGGACAUUUGAGGGUUCAGGCCCAGUUACCUAUCUGUCACACUCCAAAUGUAUGCAGUAAGUGUACCCAUCAGGUGGCUAGAGACAAAUGUAUAAGUGUACCCAUCAGGUGGCUAGAGGACUAUUUGAAUUACUUGAGUGUUUGAUAUUAUUUUAUAUCACUAUUCGUCAUUUCAUGUUAAGCCAAAUCAAUGAAGUAAUAAAGUGUCAUUGUAUU
This is a messenger RNA of Sardina pilchardus (European sardine), 5490 nucleotides long. It is a transcript of the gene npc1l1, whose product is annotated as NPC1-like 1. Gene Ontology annotation, molecular function: lipid carrier activity; cholesterol binding. Gene Ontology annotation, biological process: cholesterol homeostasis; intestinal cholesterol absorption. The record is from RefSeq and is a predicted model, not a curated record. Bases 204 to 4313 code for a protein of 1369 amino acids. The transcript is spliced from 19 exons. Gene Ontology annotation, cellular component: plasma membrane. NCBI's taxonomy places the organism in Eukaryota, Metazoa, Chordata, Actinopteri, Clupeiformes, Clupeidae.